AUGAUUCGGGGGAUCGAGGCAGCUAUGGCGGAGAACCAGUCCCCGCUGCUCCAGCAGCAGCCGCCGCCGCCCCCGGUCAUCUUUUGCCAUGAUUCCCCCAAACGGGUCCUGGUGUCGGUCAUCAAGACGACCCCGAUCAAGCCCAAGAGGAGCAGCGAGCAGGAGCCACCGCCGCCACUCAUCCCAACCAGCCCAGGCUUCAGUGACUUCAUGGUAUACCCUUGGCGCUGGGGCGAAAACGCGCACAACGUGACGCUGAGCCCCGGGGGCCCCGGCGGGGGCAGCUGCUGUGGGGCUUCAGUCGUGGCCGCCUCCCCCGCCUCUUCCUCCGUCAGCGCCCAGCAGGCGCUCCGGGGCCGGGGAGGACCAGCCUCCACCGUGGUGGCCACAGCAAUCUCCGGAGGAGAAGAGGAGGAGGCGGGCAGCCCGGACAGCAGCCACCUGAGGGAUGGGAUCAGACGUGGUCGGCCCAGAGCAGAUACUGUCCGGGAUUUAAUAAAUGAGGGAGAGCACUCUUCUAGCAGAAUUCGUUGUAACAUCUGUAAUAGAGUAUUUCCAAGGGAAAAAUCUCUACAGGCACACAAAAGGACUCAUACUGGUGAAAGGCCUUAUUUGUGUGACUACCCAGACUGUGGGAAAGCCUUUGUUCAAAGUGGACAGCUCAAAACACAUCAACGUCUCCACACAGGAGAAAAGCCUUUUGUUUGUUCAGAAAAUGGAUGCUUAAGUAGAUUUACACAUGCUAAUCGCCAUUGUCCUAAGCAUCCUUAUGCAAGGCUGAAGAGAGAAGAACCAACUGAUGGGCUGAACAUAAAUCAGACUGCUGACAACAAAGCUGUGGCUGAGUGGCUAGCAAAGUAUUGGGAAACAAGAGAACAGCGCACCCCAACCUUGAAAGGCAAGCCCAUUCAGAAAGCAGAUCAGGAGCAGCAAGAUCCCUUGGAAUACAUUCAGUCUGAUGAAGAGGAUGAUGAUAAAAAUGGGGUCCGCCGACUUCUUCAAGAACAACGGGAACGCCUGCAUGGAGCUCUUGCUCUCAUAGAGCUUGCAAAUCUGACCGGAGCACCGCUUCGUCAGUAG
Gracilinanus agilis (Agile Gracile Mouse Opossum) is the source of this 1080-nucleotide messenger RNA. RefSeq names its product zinc finger protein 367 (gene ZNF367). Gene Ontology annotation, cellular component: cell-cell junction. Lineage: Eukaryota; Metazoa; Chordata; Mammalia; Didelphimorphia; Didelphidae. Gene Ontology annotation, biological process: homophilic cell-cell adhesion. Bases 1 to 1080 code for a protein of 359 amino acids. The transcript is spliced from 5 exons. The record is from RefSeq and is a predicted model, not a curated record. Gene Ontology annotation, molecular function: ionotropic glutamate receptor binding.